GGGGUCUGCAGCUAUAGUGGGAGAGUGAGUUUAGGAGAAAGGGGUCAGCUAUUCCUUUAGGAUACAUGGCAAAUAAAGCAUAUAGAGGGAAAUACUAAAUCAGACUACUAAAGCCUUGGAGCUGCGUUGGACUUGAUGCAACCUUUGAGAUACACUUCUUCAUAAUAAGCCAAGAGAUGUUUUCCACAGUGUGUGAGAGAUGAUUGAUGACUAGUGUUGGAGUCGUGGGAAAGGAGAGGCAGAUCUUAGUAUGGCAACGUAUAGUAUUGGAGUUGACCUGCUUGUGAUUGAGGAAGUCAUGGAUAAUGAUGCUGUUGUAUCAAGGGUCACUGAUGUGGAAAUGAGCUCCUGUUCCACCGGUAGACUCACAAGGUCUGUGCAACAGAGAAAGGUGUAUGCUGAGAAUGGAGUCUGCUAGCAGGAUGACUGCAGGGCAGGACUGCCUUUACCAAAUUGUUAACAAACGUGGCCUUCUGAAAGGGGACAGUGCACCUACAGACCCUAACAACAGGCCAGGGCAGUGCCAGGACAGGGAAGGGCAACCAAUCUGCCCCUCAUCUCCAUAAACAACCUAAACAACCUGCUGGAGGUCCCAAGCAUAACUAUGCAGGCUGAGAGGAACACCUUGGCUGGGGGCAGAACACUCUCCAAACCUCCCCAUGCCACCAUCAAAGACAAGAUCUCAAAGUGGGAAGGAAAGGAGUCUUCCCCAUCCCCAACAUUAACAACAGCUACAACUACACCCACUCAGAGUAUUGUGGAAAGAACUGACUCCUUAAUUAAGAGUGAUUCCAAACCCACCAUUGAGGACUGCGAAAGACCGAAGAACAAUGGGAAGGAGAAGAUGGAGCAUAUCUCCCCAACAGUCACUACAGUUCCUAUUGGGAAAAUAACAGAAUCCCUAAAAAAGAUUGAUUCCCGACCCACCAUGGAGCACUGGAGUAGACCAGCCAGCAAGGAGACACAGCAGAACCAUGGGAAAGAUAAUGUAGAAUUGGCUGGGAAUUCGAGGACUACCUCGCCUGUGGGGCAUGUAAAGGACACUACUGUGAAAAUAACUGAAUCCCUUCAGAAGAAGGAUGUCAGACCCUCCGAGGAGCAGCAUAAAGGACACUGCAGCAGGCUGGCCAGCAGGGAAAAGCAGCAGAACCUUGGGAAAGCGAUCAUAGGAAGGGCAGGGGUUUCUCGGCCUACUGUGGAGCCUGUGAAGGAGCAGGUGAUGGGGAUGCUGAAGAAAGACAACGGUAGGAGACUGGUGGAGCAGAGAGCCGUCUUCACUCUCUUCAAGAAGCUGGAGCAGACCAUGAGGGAGGAGAACCCCAGCAACAGUCAUCUAGAGCUACCUGGCAACUACUUCUGCCCACCUAGCAGAGAUACACAUGUAGAGGCCAAGAGAAGAGAGAUAGAAUCCAUUUUAGGAACAUUGGAUGCUGACGAGAUGUUUGGGGAGUCAAGGCAAGGUGGGCAAGAGGGACGAGACCUGCAAAAUGUGUACACAGAGCCAGGGUCACCACCGAUAAACCCGGUCCCCAAACCCCAGCGCACCUUCCAGCAACGUACCUUUCAGCAUCUCUCCAAAUUUGAAGCGAGGACCCGCUCAUUACCGAGACAUGGGAAAGGGCAGAGGAAUCUGCCCCCACUGCCUUCCAUCUCCCCUCCACCUCUGUCCAACCAGCCUUCCCCCAACAUCUACAGGAGACCCAGGACAGACAGACAAAGAGAUAGAGACAACCCCAAGAGGAAAUCAUUUGAGUUUGAGGACAUUCCAUCAUGUCAUCCGCCUUAUCAUCAUUAUGAAAUUAUUACAGACUCUUCCAAGGAGAAUCCAUAUGAGGACAUUGAGGUAUCCAGUCAGUGCUCAUCACAACCUUCUCUACCUUCCUCUCCUGGGUCAGAAUGCUCCAAGAUCUCCAGGCCUGGUUUCUUCAGACAGAACUCUGGUGGGAGUUGCAGCUUCAAGCUUCCAGAUCUGCGUAAGACCAACCAUCACCGUAGUGAUAGUGGAGGAGUAGCAUCUCCCCCCCGGCUCAGCCCCCAGUCCACCCCUCACAGCGCAGAUGAGCUGCCCCACUGGCUGUCUGGAGGAGAUUCCUAUAACCACGCCUGCAGGAGGAUACCAAUGGAUGUGCUUAAAAUCAACAGUAUCUUUGAGGCUCGUGUUGGAAAGAAACAUCUGAGGAGGGUCUAUCACAUUGCUGAGACCAGCUCAGGGAGAGUCACAGAUGAAAACACUGACUCAGAAAGUGAGACAGAGGACAGGGCUAAAGCCCAUCGGCAGCGCAUGUCCUCAGUCCAGUCUAUCCUGAGCCAGCCGGGAGAGGGUCAGUACUGUAACAAACACAGCUCUCUGGACCUCACCAGGAAUCUGAAGGAGCUACAUCAACGCCAGCUCUUUGAGUACUUUCUGGUUGUGGCGCUGCACAGCACCAAGGCUGGCGUCCACUACCUGCCGGAGGUCACACAGCACUUUCCCCUCAAGCUGGAGCGGAGCUUCAAGUUCAUGAAGGAGACAGAGGAUCAGCUAAGGAUCAUCCAUUUCUGUUUCCCUGAUGCUAAGGACUUGAAGCCAGUAGAGAACUACCCCAGUGAAAUGUUCUCUUUUGUUUUGACUGGCGAAGAUGGAAGCAGGAGGUUUGGAUACUGUCGUCGUCUACUGCCCAGUGGGAAAGGAAAGCGUCUCCCUGAAGUCUACUGCAUCGUCAGCCACCUGGGAUGCUUCCACCUCUUCUCCAAGGUCCUGGAUGAGGUGGAGAGGAGGAGAGCCCUGUCUCCAGCCCUGGUCCAGCCCUUCAUGAGGGCAAUUAUGGAAGCUCCGUUCCCUGCUCCUGGCAGACCCAUCACCAUUAAAACCUUCCUGCCCGGAUCUGGUACUGAGGUAAUGGAGCUAUGUCGUCCGUCUGACUCUCGUCUGGAGCAUGUGGACUUUGAGUGUCUCUUCUCCUGUCUGAGUCUGCGUCUGCUACUCAGGGUCUUUGGUUCUCUCCUGCUGGAACGUAGGGUCAUCUUCACUGCAGACAAACUCAGUACUCUGUCUCAGUGCUGCCAUGCGGUGGUGGCUCUACUCUACCCGUUCACCUGGCAGCACACCUACAUCCCCGUACUGCCCCCUGCCAUGCUGGACAUAGUGUGUACCCCCACCCCCUUCAUCGUAGGGCUACUGUCCAGCUCCCUCCCUCAGCUCACAGAGCUACCACUAGAGGAGGUUCUGGUGGUUGACCUUGGAAACAGUCGCUUCCUCAGACAGCUGGAUGAUGAGGACACUAUCCUGCCUUCUAAACUCCAGUCAGCCCUAGAGACAGUCCUGGAGAGGAGGAGAGAACUGGCGUCAGAGCGAGGAGGAGACGGUCCUAAUGACUCUGGCCACCUCAGCACCGUUGUGUCCGAGGCCUUUGUGCGUUUCUUUGUAGAACUCGUCAGCCACUAUCCACUCUUCAUCACCCAAAGGGAGGUUGAGGCCUCCUCCCCCAUCCCUUCUUCUUUCCAACGUGAGUCCUUCCGUAAGUCUGUCUCGUCUAAGAGUAUGAGACAGUUCCUGGAGGUAUUCAUGGAGACACAGAUGUUUGGACUGUUCAUCCAGGAGAGAGAGCACCACAGACAGGCACUGAGAGGACUGUUUGAGGUGAGGGUGCAUGAGUAUUUGGAUUCAAUUCAUGGUAAUGAGCAUCGCAGGGUUAACAAGUUCCUCAAAGGACUGGGAAAUAAAAUGAAAUUCCUGUCCAAAAAGUGAUCCCCUCUCGACCGAUAAUCUGUUAAACCAGUAGCCUACAUGCAGAUGAAGAUGGGACUGGACACAUUAAGGACUGAAGAACGAAGAGACCGACUGACAAUGAGUUUAUUGUGACUGAGGCCAUGUCUAGACUUGACAGUUUAAUGCAGUUUUUGUAUUCUGAUCAUGGAGUUCUGAUCAUGGAAUUUCAAAUAAAUAAUUACAUUGUAUUUAACCAGGGGAAAACGCUUUGAGACCUUGGUCUCAUUUGCACAUGUGCCCUGGUAACAAUACAGAAAUAAAAUUGUACACUAUUUAAAACACCAAAUUUAAUAAAUAGAAAAUAUUAUAUAAACAAUCAAACAAAAACAAACACAUUUAUAUAUAUAAAAAAAAUCCCCAGCCUUUCUCCUAAAUUGACCCAGAGACAACAGCACAUUCAAAUGAUUAUUCCACGUGACAGAGGCCUGGUAGGAAAGGCAGAUUUACCCAACUCUACGGAUACACGUGGAGUCUCCAACAGUAAUCAACCCUGUGAUCUAAUGUUGUAAUCCGCACUUCUAUAUUUCAACAAUGCUGUUAAGUAAAUUGGUAGUUGUAUUGAGUAAGGCUUCAUAAAUAAAAACAGAAUAAUGAAGUGACCUCUGUGUUUUUAGCUUGGUCCAACCAACAUAAUGAUAAAGGAUGCAGUGGUGAGUGUCAAAACUGUCAGAUGUUAUAAAACAAAGUGUGCGAUGAUAAAUUGUGUCCAAACGCUUCAAAACACGAAGCAGCAUUCAUGUAUUUAAUAUCACCAUAAUCUAAAACAGGAAUAAAUGUAGCCUGAAUGAUCUGUUUUCUACUAUUUAAAUGAAAGGCUGGCCCUAUUCCUAUUAAGCCCAACUUAAUUAUAAAUGUAUUGACUAACUCGUCAACAUGCUUUUUAAAAGAUAGCAUGCAUCUACACCAACAUUUAAAUGUGUCUACUGUGUCCACACUUUGUUCUGGCUGGCAUUUAUGAGGCCAGCAAACACGUUCCUCAAACACUAGAAACAUAUUUCCUCCAACAUUAUAAUGAAAAGGUAGCAUCUCUGAACACAGACCACCUGUCUUUUCAAUCCGAUCCUCAUAUUCUGAUAGCAGAAGUCGCAUGUAAGUGUCAAGUGUAGACAUGCCCUCAGGGACACAUGGAGCCUGCAGUGUGUACAUGAUAGACUCAACAGAGAGAAUCCUAUAUACUGGGAGACUGUAUAGCACAGCCUGUAGAGAGACUGGUAUUGUACUAUAUAGUGUACUUAUCCAGUCUAAAUUAUCCAAACUACAUUUGAGGCCACUUGAGGGCAGUAGUUCAUUUUUUUUUUAACAUGUAUAAUGUAAUUGUUAUGAGUGUCUCUGAUUUGAUGAAUAAAGACACUUUGCCCUGAC
This is a messenger RNA of Oncorhynchus keta (chum salmon), 5110 nucleotides long. RefSeq names its product DENN domain-containing protein 2A-like. Lineage: Eukaryota; Metazoa; Chordata; Actinopteri; Salmoniformes; Salmonidae. Gene Ontology annotation, cellular component: actin cytoskeleton. Gene Ontology annotation, biological process: retrograde transport, endosome to Golgi. The record is from RefSeq and is a predicted model, not a curated record.